This is a messenger RNA of Blepharisma stoltei, 1287 nucleotides long. The record is from the annotation of a GenBank genome assembly. NCBI's taxonomy places the organism in Eukaryota, Ciliophora, Heterotrichea, Heterotrichida, Blepharismidae.
AUGGCGAAGAUUCAAUUUAGCCGUAAUUUCAACCUCGUUCACAAGAAAAAUGAGGUGAUAGGCGAAGUUCAACAGUCUCAAAUUCUUUUAAAUAGAUGAAGAAUAUUCAGGCUUGCCUCAGCGAUAUUCUCAGCUGUUUCAGUUUUUCCUGCUGGUACUGAUUAUGAAAUGAGAUUUUCUGAGGCUAGAAAUGCUGAAAAUUGUGACCUUGACACAGAUCACAACUCAUCUCCAAGAUUUUUAGUCAUGAUCCUUUGCCUCAUUUCAAUUAUUCUCUUAAUACCUUAUCGCUAUUAUUAUAUUAAAUGAAGAAAACAUAUACCUUCAACAUAUCGAGAGCUCCCUUGUCUAGCAAAAAUUUCCCUUUCAGAGUAUUCUAAAUUGAAAAAGAAAGCAACCUGAAGAGAUUAUUUAGGAGGAGACACAAUUUUCGCGUUUUGUGUAAAUAUUAUUUUUCCUUAUCCUGGACUUAACGCCACAUUUACUCUUCGGCAACAAAUACUGUAUCAAGAAGUCAAUAUCUGCUAUUUCUGGGCUGAAUUAUUUUAUGCUAUGAUGUUCUUUAGAUGAGCAUUUUUAAUAUUUGUAUUAUUCAAUUAUGGAAGUUAUCAGAACCCUAUUGCUAUGAGAUAUUGUGAAAAAUAUGAUGUUCCGCCAAGUCCUUAUUUUUCACUAAAAUGCUAUGUAAAUCAAAACCCGAUGGCCAUGCUUUUUCUUUUCUUAUUAUUACCUGGAACAUUGAUAUUUGCAUCGACAAUGAGAAUUUUCGAAAGGCCAAUGAAAAGGUCUGCUGUUGAUUUUGAUUAUCCAGGAAAUGCUAUAUGAAAUGUAAUUGUCACCAUUUUUACAAUUGGAUAUGGAGAUUUCUUUCCAGCUACUAAUUUGGGAAGAAUAACUAUUGCUUUGAGCUCAUUCCUUGGCAGUGUAGUUCUUUCAUUUUUGUUUGUGACGCUUACUCAUAUCUUUACACUUACAAGCAGCGAAGAGAAAGCUUUAAAAGAAAUUCUGCUAACCAAUUCAGCAAUAGCAACUAUUAAAAGGGCUUUUACUUAUACAAAAUCCAAAUUUAGCACAUCUGAAGAAAAAAUCAAUGCAUGAGACUCAGUACAAACUCAAACUCGAUCAUUCAAUAAAAUUAGAGAAGAGCUGGGGAUUGAUGCAGAUGAUAAUGAAGCAAUAUUAAGUGAUCUUUCGGAGAGAGUUUUAAAGGUUGAAGCAAAUCUUGAAAAAUUCAAAUGUUCAAUUACUUUAUUGUCACAUAAAUUUGAUAGCUUGAACAAAAGAUAA